Postia placenta MAD-698-R-SB12 is the source of this 1188-nucleotide messenger RNA. RefSeq lists its product as hypothetical. Gene Ontology annotation, cellular component: CCR4-NOT complex. Gene Ontology annotation, biological process: negative regulation of translation; mRNA catabolic process. The coding region runs from base 1 to 1188 and encodes 395 amino acids. The transcript has 6 exons. The record is from RefSeq and is a predicted model, not a curated record. Lineage: Eukaryota; Fungi; Basidiomycota; Agaricomycetes; Polyporales; Adustoporiaceae.
AUGAAGCAGUCUGUUGCCAAUCCGGCGAAGGCGUCAGUGAGCCAUCUGCUCUCGCGGGCGUUAUCCCUGCCGUGCUCGACGGCGGCGCAAGCCUUCACGCAGCUCGUCCAGCCGACAUCGCGCUUUCAGGUUGCGCUCGAUGUGCUGCUUCCGUUAUUGGAUUCCAUCGUAGAACCCGCGCAGCGGAUCCUUGUCGCGUAUCUACUAUACUCACUAUAUGCUCCACAUCCGAUGUCCAUUAAUCCGUUUCAGUCCGUGUUGUUCUCCACGUUCGUCAAGGAGCGCGACCUGGCGAUCCAGAUGGCGAACGACGGUGGCGUCAGCCAGGGCGAGCAACUUGUUUGGGUCUUGUACAAAAUAUUGAAGGGAGAUGGGAGUGAUCUUGGUCCGUUCUCACCGGCGACCCUGGCGCGUUCGCCCCUGCCACCGAAGCUGAGGGCAGCAUACCUAUUCCUGGAAGAGGAGAGACCGAGAGCGGGAGAUUACAAGUUCGAUCCAUUCGGAACCGGUGAUGCCGAUACUCACUCAGAGGACCGGAUGACCCAGGAGCGAGAUCAAGAGGCACAAAGACUAUCCGACGGGAUGGCGCUCCUGCUCGCCGCGCGUGAACGGGUCCUGACGCUGUCCGAACAACGCGUCUUGCUUCCUACUCUGCCACAACUGACGAAUCCCCCGGUCAUAACAUCGGUCGACCUGCCCUCCCUGAUCAUGAACAACCCGACGCUCGCCCAGCCGCUCCUCGCCGCUCUGCUCUCGUCGGCACCCAGCACCGGCCAGCAUUCCAGCCUCUACCUGGAGGUGUUGAAACAUCUGCCCCCGACGCUCGCCUCCUUCGAUCUCAUCGGCCGCCUCCUGCGCGACACGACGCUCGUGCCGGACGUCACCACCGGCGGCAAGACGACGAUUGCGGACCUCGUGCGCAUCGAGGUGCUCGGCUGGUUCAUCCACGACUGCAUCGCAUGGCUCGAGGAUGCGGAACGGCAGGAGCGCAAGGGGAACAUCAGCGACGAUCGCUUCUCGAAGGGCGUCCAAAACCUCUGCCGCUUCUACAAUGCGCUUAUCAGGAACGGGCUCGUGGACCCCGCGUCCGACGCCGACUCGGCUGAGAUGGCGCACUUUACGCUGCGCAACGCGCGGUUCGAGGAGGCAAACGCGCUAUACCGCGUCCUCGCCAUGGGUAAAUUCUGA